Messenger RNA from Bradysia coprophila, 2483 nucleotides. RefSeq lists its product as uncharacterized. The record is from RefSeq and is a predicted model, not a curated record. Lineage: Eukaryota; Metazoa; Arthropoda; Insecta; Diptera; Sciaridae.
GUUUUGUUGACUCUGUCUUGUAAAAUUUUUAUUUCACGAAUAAAAGUGUCACUUGGCGUUCUUUACCAAUUUUUCACAAUUUCCAUGAAAUCUCAACGUUAUACCACGUGAAAAUACGACCAAAUUGACCGGAAAAUAUCGGUGCACGUCGGUGUGGUAUUUGUGAUAGCAAAAUAUUAUCGAAACGAUUGUAAAGAACAAAUGUGAAAAAGUGCGCGCGAAUCAGUGUCGUAGCUCCCACAUCAACUUUUGUCAUAAUAAAAAAAAAAUCCAUUUCGUUCAGCACCCAUUUUAUGACCGAGUGACCGCCGGACGAAUCAACAACAACAAAACGAAAAUGAUUUCGAAAAAACAGAAACGAAAAAUUUUCAUACCAAAAGCGGCCAACCUUCGAAAAUGUUACGUACAAUUGGGUCAAAUCGAUAACAUCCUCACUCGCAUCAAUCCCACCAAGCGAAAGUCGUCCGGCAAAAUCGGAACGCCAGCACCGCCCGGCACAAAGCUGAUUCGUGUGAAAAGCGAUCUGUUCCGGAAAACGUCAACGCCACUGGCCACCAGCGAGCGCGCAUCGAAACGGACACCGAAGCCGAAUCGACGGUACGUCAACGAGGAGACCGUUAUCACGUCGACAUGGAUGGAAAAGGAAGACAGUUCGGUGCAGCCGUCGGAAAUUGAUGAUGAUGAUGAGGACAUGGAUGAACGGAUGGCGGAGUCGAAUCGGAAGGGUGGAAAUAAGAUUCCCGGACCAAGAAGUCGUACGAUGAAUAAGGGAGCGGAUAAGUUGCUAAAGCGGAAAAAUUUUGAUGAAAAACCCGGACCGAGACAACACAAAAAGGGUCAUUACUCCAGCGACGAUGACUACGAAGAAAUGGUCGUAACUUCUGACUCGGAGCCAUCGACUACACGCAGACAAAAGGAAUCGAUUACACCCAAGACAAAUCCCUUGAAAUCAACGCCACGUCAGUCUGCCCCCAGGCAAGUGAACAGUCGAGCUCGGCCACUGAUCAAACUGCCGCCAACGUCCAAACAGAAAUCCUCUCCAUCAACCCGAUCACCUCCAACCAAACCGAAUUCCAACAAAGCAUCGCCACUGGCCAACGCAUCGAAUAAAUUGGCCAAAACCAAGGAAGUGUCGCCGAUAUCCAAGCCAAAUGUGGUCGUGGAUUUGGAGGAUUUCGAACAGAUGCCCACGUUCACCAUCGUCAACAUCAAUGACAUCAUCAAUCAGAAGGAGGAGGUCGUCGUCAUUGAAAAGUCACCGCGAGUGCCCGGCAAAAAGGUGAACAAAAUUCCGACGAAAAAGAGCGAACAACGCGAACCGGAAGAUCUGGUCGCCGAAUUGAUGCAGGAAGACGACGAUUUCGAAACCAAAACGGACACAACCAACACCAAAACGCCUAGUCGCCGUAAGACACCGCACAAAGUCCUGUCCGAUCAGGUUGUACAGCCGUCGGCCACAAAGGAAACGAAACCGAUUCCGAAUAAAUCGACGCCAAUCGGCACAAAACCGUAUCGCAACAUCAUCGGCGGUAAAAACAAUGGCAAACUGAAGGAAGUUGUAACGCCACCGGCUACCACGGCUGCGAAACAACCACCUCGAAUAUUGAACUCGCAACUCUGCACCAACGCCGAUUCGGAAUUAACGUCAGUCAUGGCGCACAUAACGUCACCGAAGAAGACACUGAACAACAACAUCAAAACCGCGCUGAACCGAUCGAAGGAAAACAUCAAACAGCCAGUGAAACCGGCUCCUGUCACGAACAUUACAACGAUAUCCGGCGGCCGAAAAGUGCGCAAAAUCACCUGCUUCGAGACAUGGUUUGUCAUCAAAUUGCCGCACAUCGAACCGAUCAACACCCAAUCGGUACUGGACAUAGAGCUGAUCAAACUCGGCAACGAAAUCAAAGAAAUUCCACUGCCGACCGCCGACUGGAACUACAAAAUCUCAUUGACCCGCAUCACCAAACCGAAUACGACCGGUCUGAUUUACAGCGGUGAAGUGCAAGAGGCGAACAUCAAAGAGGAAGAGCGACACUUCUACCAACCCACCACGAUCAUGUUCCGGCGCGAAUGCAAAAACAAAGCGUUGCGAAUGCAAUUUGACCGGGCGGUUAUCAUGAAGAAUCGAAGUUUCUUCAUCAAUGUGGACGGGAAGAAUGUGAAAUUGAUUGGAGCACCGCAAUUUUUACAGAAUUUCGAGGACAUUGAGACAUUGCUGCAGAUCGUUGAGAAUAUAUCGCUGACCGAUCCGCUCGUCGAACAGACGACGUACGUCAUUUAGCGGUCACAACCUGUAUAUCGUUCAUUGCACCCGCACCCAUUACUUGAUUAGAAUUUUGUUUAAGUUAACCUUAGGAUGGUACGGAAAAUUAUAUUUUUAUUUCGCCGCGCAGACGCAUAUACCCUCAGGCGAUGAUUAGAGAUUUGAAUUAAAAAUUUGUUAAAUUAUACAAACGCGCGAGAGCAAUUAAGUCUUUCUCUCU